Molecule: messenger RNA, 579 nt
Organism: Sungouiella intermedia
Lineage: Eukaryota; Fungi; Ascomycota; Pichiomycetes; Serinales; Metschnikowiaceae
Source: the annotation of a GenBank genome assembly
AUGACCCAAGAAAUACAAGAAACCCAGGAGAAGCCAGUGUUUGGCUCUUCCGGAAGAAAGAUUAUCUACGAUAAGGAUGGCAAACCAUGUCGAGCAUGUAAUACACUUUUGGAUUUCCAGAUGGUGACAGGAAAAGGAACCAAGAUCCCGGGAACUAAGAAGCCGGAAAAUUCAAUAGAGGCAGCUUCUAGUGACUCAAAUGUGACAAAAAAGCCCACAGAGGCCGUAUCCAAGCUUGGAGGGUAUGCCAAAGAUUAUCCACCAGACGUGGAGAAGCUUGGCCGGUCUUCAUGGACGUUGUUGCACUCCAUUGCCGCUAAGUAUCCAGAGGAGCCUUCUAACAAACAGCAAAGCGACUUGAAGCAGUUUCUCAAGUUAUUUGGAAACUUCUAUCCAUGCUGGUAUUGUGGUGAAGACUUCGACAAGUAUAUGACCAAGAACGAGCCAGCCACAGCCAGCCAGGAUGAGUUUGGCAAGUGGCUCUGUGAGGCACACAACGAUGUUAACGUCAAGUUGGGCAAGCCCCGUUUUAACUGUAACUUAUGGAAGCAGAGAUGGAGAGAUGGAUGGGAUGAGUAG